AUGCGGUUUGGACAGAACUUCCACCAAUUCUUGGUGCCAGAAUGGGCACCGUUCUAUGUUCCCUACCCCUUGCUGAAAAAGUUAUUCAAGAAGGCUGCCGGAAAUUCGAUCGGUGAAACUGUGCACUCUGACUUUUCAGACGUGUACACACUGCUGACCGAGAGCAUUGAUUCCUUUAACAACUUUCAUAACAAAAAUUGCAACCUCCUUAGAGAAAGACAAAGACAUCUUUGCAUGAAAUAUGCAUCUGUGCAUGGAGAAAGCAUCUUUUUGAGAAAGAAGGAUGAGAAUUGCCACGAAGAAGAGUACCUGCUUCAAGCAGUUGCGGAAAUUCGCGAUGAUUUUGAGAAGCUGCAAGAUUAUUUUCGAGUGAAUGAAGAAGCUAUCCACAGAAUAUACGUCAAAAUCGAAAAAUCCACCGGUUUCGUUGAGCAAUUUCAUCAAAGACACAAAGCCAGCUGGGUCAAAUCGAAGAUUGGCCACCACACAUGUUUGAACUUCAUGCGGACAUUGGACGACCUGACAACUAGCGUCAUUGGGGCCCCCUCUGAUAGAGAAGCCCCCUCAAAGAUUAUGCAAUCGUGCUACGAAAGCAUGUGUGAUCAAAGUCUAUCAUCCCCAGCCGAGCGUCAUGCUUUACAUUGCGCUAUCAGGAACGAUGAGCCUUCAACCUUAGCUAAUCUGAUCAAGAAGUUAAAGCGUAAUGGUGCGCCACAAUCGCACUUCAAAAAACUUCUUUAUGCUCUAGCGGAGCUUUCUGUAAUCUCUCAUUCUCAACUUUCCGUUCGGUAUUUGCUCUCAGAAGCGUUCCCUGCAAAUGACGUUGUGCUGGAUCACAAUCUUUUAAACCAUGUCAUUACCAUUUGCAGUCGAGAGUAUGGUUCAAAGAUGAGCGAUGGAUUGAGCAACGAGUGGCAGUGUGUCACUGGUAGACAGGGUGAGGAGAGAGGAGUCGACUUGUUCAUUUUCGCUGUUUGCCGGCUUGGCAUUCAUCAAAAGAAUGCCUUACUCGCGGAAGACACCUUUGGGCGGCUUUGCCUUCAUUAUGGCGCGAUUUACGGCUUGCCACCCAUAUGCCAAUCAAUCCUCAAUUGUGCUAAAACCUGGGGUCAGGGUUUCUCUUCAAGAAUGAUCUUCUCUUUGGAUUGUCGAGGUUGCACGCCCUUUCAUUACGCAGUGACUGAAAAUCAUGUGGCCGUUGCAGAGAUAUUCCUGGAAAUAUUGGUUUCUGGCAAUCAGUCGAGUCGUGAAGCUCAGUGUCAAAACUUGUGGAACCAAAUUAAUGAUCUUCUGGUUAUUGCCAUCAGAUACCAACAUGAUGACAUGGUGUUCCUUCUUGGAAAAGCUCAGAUUGAAUUUCAAAGCUCCCGCUCUAUUCACGGAGAAUCUGCUCUUUAUGUUGCCGCUCAAAUUGGGCGUGAGGACUACGUGAAAGUCCUGCUAGAAAAUGGCAAUAUUCUCUACUUAGACAUGCCCGAAACGCUACAAGGCUGGACACCGUUGUUUAUCGCUUGUGUGGAAGGCCAUAAGACCGUUGCCCAACUUCUCUUGCAGGCAGGAGCGAACCAGGAGAUAUAUGAUCAUCUCGGCUGGAUGGCCAAAGAGCAUGCAGCUUUGAGAGGCUAUCUGUCUCUGGCCGAAAUGCUGCAGCGAUGGGAUAUGAGUCAGCUCACUGGCGGCCCUGCCAGUAGACUGUUGAGGCCUGUACCUGCAGAUAAAUCCCGCCAUCGAUUUGAAACUGAUCAGGUCAUUGUCAAUCUUGGUAGCUUGCGGAUUGGAAAAAAAGUGAAAGCCGUGGACUUGGAAGGCCCCUCGCCAGAAAAGACAAAUUACACGAGCAAGCUAGCCUCCUUGGAUAUGUCGAUAUCGGUGGAAGGCAGCGACGGAACGCUUUUAAAACUACCCAUACUGAGUGAUGUGGUCAACGAACCGUUUGUAUUCCCAGUUUUGAGACCCAGCGAAGCCCGCCUGGUAUUUAAGUUCUUCCGUGUUGACGACUCCUGUGAAGGACUUCAGUUAGUCGGAAGUGCUGCAGCUCUACUGGAAAGUGGCGGAGACUGUUUUGGAGCGAACCGCGAGAGCCUUGUCAGAGAGCGUACUAUUCCAAUUCUGGAAAAGAAGACAAUGGACGUGAUGGGUACAGUGACUUUUACCUUCGUCAUCGCUAGACCAGUGAUGAAUUUGAAUUUACCUCCAUCCGCCCAUCGUUAUACAACAGAGGGUGCUUUACAACUUGUUGGUCAUCGAGGACUUGGUCAAAACACUACCAAUCACAGCCGUAUUCAACUGGGAGAGAAUACCAUAGAGUCAUUUCUUUCUGCCGCCAAGCAAGGUGCAUCAUGUGUUGAGCUCACUCGAGACCUUGUGCCCGUCAUUUAUCAUGACUUUUCGUUAAGUGAGUCGGGAACUGAUAUUCCUAUCCACGAUCUGAGUUCCGAGCAGUUUAUGUACGCAAACCAAAUUCAGUCACCGAGAGGCAUGCCUACACAGGAACUCAAAAAUACGAGCGCACAAUACAUGUCGGAUGAAUCUGAGUAUCCCAGGCUUCAUGAAGCAGUCGAAGCCGGCGUAGCACCGAUUUCCAUUGAGAUCAACACCUUCAUCGACGAAAUACUCGCCCACGUCUCUCGUGUCAAGAGCGGAAGGAGAAUUAUGCUCUCCUCAUUUUCGCCUGAAGUUUGCAUUCUUUUGGCUAUCAAACAGAAUACAUACCCUGUCCUGUUUAUUACCAAUGCCGGAAAAUUACCAAUUUCAGACAUGGAGAUCAGGGCCAGCAGUCUACAGGCAGCAGUUCGUUUUGCCAAACGGUGGGAUUUGACCGGUAUUGUCUUUUCUUCUGAGACUUUGAUCAUGUGCCCAAGGCUCGUGGGAUAUGUCAAAAAAUCAGGAUUGAUUUGUGGUUCUUACGGCCCUUUGAACAACAUCUCUGAGAACUCGAAAAUACAACACAAAGCAGGUAUUCAGAUGCUUAUGGUUGACGAAGUUGGAUUAAUCUCGAAAGCCUUGAAUGGAACUGCCAAUUGCUCGAUAACAGAUUGA
Aspergillus affinis is the source of this 3039-nucleotide messenger RNA. Its product is annotated as Glycerophosphodiester phosphodiesterase. The transcript has 8 exons. Bases 1 to 3039 code for a protein of 1012 amino acids. The record is from RefSeq and is a predicted model, not a curated record. Gene Ontology annotation, molecular function: protein binding; glycerophosphocholine phosphodiesterase activity. Gene Ontology annotation, biological process: glycerophospholipid catabolic process. Lineage: Eukaryota; Fungi; Ascomycota; Eurotiomycetes; Eurotiales; Aspergillaceae.